Aspergillus sclerotioniger CBS 115572 is the source of this 1047-nucleotide messenger RNA. RefSeq names its product cinnamoyl-CoA reductase. Lineage: Eukaryota; Fungi; Ascomycota; Eurotiomycetes; Eurotiales; Aspergillaceae. The transcript has a single exon. Gene Ontology annotation, molecular function: oxidoreductase activity, acting on the CH-OH group of donors, NAD or NADP as acceptor. Bases 1 to 1047 code for a protein of 348 amino acids. The record is from RefSeq and is a predicted model, not a curated record.
AUGGCUCCCAUUAUUUUGCUAACCGGCGCGACCGGCCUAAUUGGCUUCCGCAUCCUCAUUGAGAUCCUCAAGUCUUCCGCCUACGACGUUCGAAUCACAACCCGCUCCCAAGAAAAGGCAGACUCCAUUCUGGCCAAUUCUGCCAUCCAGAGUCUCUCUCCGGGCGACCGACUCUCCAGCAUCAUAAUACCCGACUCCACGACCCCCAAUGCCUUCGAUUCCGCCCUAAAGGACAUAACCUACGUGAUCUACGCCGGCUCCCCAGUCCCCGUCCCCGGCUUCGACGCCACAACCCAAAUCUGGACCCCGAGCAUCACCGGCCCGGCCAACCUUCUCUCUACAGCGCUCAAAUACCCCAGCAUCAAACGCAUCGUCAUCACGUCCUCCAUCGUUGGCACGCUGGACCCAAUCCCCAACCCAUACAUCACCGCAACCGCAACCACCCGCAUCCAUCUUCCCGCCCUCCCCUCCGCCUUCACCUCCAUUUUCGAAGCCUACAUUCUCGCAAAGAUCACCGAGUUAAACAUGACCGACUCAUUCAUGGAAACAAAAAAACCCCAUUUCUCCGUCGCCCACAUCAUCCCGGGCUACGUCUUCGGCCGCGACGAGCGAAUCUAUGACGCGAACACCGCUCGCAAUAAUCGGUCGUCUUGCGGCAUGCUUCUUCGGGGGUUCACGGGAUCGGGUAUCCCUAGUCAUAUGCACGGCGGGUUCGUGCAUAUCGAUGAUCUAGCCGCCGUGCAUAUGAAAGUCCUCGAACUUGAACCAACCCCAGACACCCCGACAAGCUUCGGGGCAUGCACUGUGGUUGAUUUCUCAAGGGUCUGGGAAAUCAUCGAGAAGAAGUUCCCUAAAGCAGUCGCGGAGGGGAUCUUUGAGUGCGGGUCGCUACACACUCUACCUAUUGCGUAUGAUUCGUCCGAGACGGAGAGGAUCCUGGGGAUCAAACUCCGGCCUUUCGAGGAGGCUGUUUCGGAUGUAGCGAUGCAAUAUUUAGGAUUGAUGGGGGAAGGAGGUUUCGUAGAUAGGAUGGGAUCUUUGAUUUGA